GCAGAACAAGUAGUGUGCUGUGCUGCAGAGUGUGGUGGAGUGGGGCAGACCGGGAGCAGGGGGGGGGACUGACGGACACACAGGCGGCCUGACGGAGCUGCAGGGGUGACUCCAGUGGGAGAGACAGAGCCUGAGCGGUCCACUGGAUCAGGAAGGUGGCGUCACACAUCUCUGCAUUCCUGGCACAUAUCUCAGCUUGGAUGUCGGCCCAACACCUCAAGCUCAACCUCGACAAGACUGAGCUGCUCUUCCUCCCAGGGAAGGCCUGCCUGUUCCAAGACCUCUCCAUCACGGUUGACAACUCCACUAAAGGACCAUGAUGCCCUCUCGCUGUAGGACUGUGCUGCAUAUCGUGACGACCACCCUCUUUGCCACUGUGGUCCUUUUUGGGAUCCUGCUGGCUUACGUGACUGGCUACCAGUUCAUCCACACAGAGCAGCACCACCUGUCUUUUGGCCUGUACGGAGCUAUCCUAUCUCUGCACCUCUUCCUCCAGAGCCUGUUUGCCUUCCUGGAGCACAGACACAUGCGCAGCCCCGCCCAGCCCCAGCACCUGCGGCGCUCUGUGGCCCUGUGCAUCGCUGCCUACCAGGAGGACCCAGACUACCUGAGGAAGUGCCUCCGCAGCGUGCGCCACAUCUCUUUCCCCGGCCUGAAGGUGGUGCUGGUGGUGGACGGGAACAGGCCGGAGGACGGCUACAUGAUGGACAUCUUCCAGGAGGUGAUGGGGGGAGCGGAACAGGCCGGCAGUGUGGUGUGGAAGGGGAACUACCACAGUGAUGGGGGCGGGGGUGGAGGGGUGGGCGGAGGGGGGGCCAGAGCAGCGUCCCUGCAUGCGGAGGAGGCUGCACGUGUGGCCAGGCUGGUGAGGAACUGUCGCUACUCCUGUAUCAUGCAGGAGUGGGGAGGGAAGAGAGAGGUGAUGUACACAGCUUUCAAAGCCCUGGGAGACUCUGUGGACUAUAUGCAGGUGUGUGACUCAGACACAGUUCUGGACCCAGCGUGCACCAUAGAGAUGCUGAAGAUUCUAGAAGAGGAUGCAAAGGUGGGGGGAGUAGGUGGAGAUGUUCAGAUCCUGAAUAAGUAUGACUCGUGGCUCUCCUUCCUGAGCAGUGUGCGUUACUGGAUGGCCUUCAACGUGGAGCGGGCCUGCCAGUCCUACUUUGGCUGUGUGCAGUGUAUCAGUGGUCCCCUGGGCAUGUACCGUAACUCCCUGCUGCAGCAGUUCCUGGAGCCCUGGUAUCACCAGACCUUCCUGGGCAGCAAGUGCAGUUUCGGUGACGACCGCCACCUCACCAACCGUGUGCUCAGCUUCGGCUACAAGACCAAGUUCACCGCUCGCUCCCAGUGCCAGACUGAAACGCCAACGCGCUACCUCCGCUGGCUCAACCAACAGACCCGCUGGAGCAAGUCCUACUUCAGGGAGUGGCUGUACAACGCUCUCUGGUUCCACAAGCACAGCCUCUGGAUGACCUACGAGUCUGUGGUGACAGGCUUCUUCCCCUUCUUCCUGGUUGCCACAGUGAUCCACCUGUUCUACCGUGGGCGCCUGUGGAACAUCCUUCUCUUCCUGUUGACAGUGCAGCUGGUUGGCAUGGUGAAGGCUACCUACGCCUGCUUCCUGAGGGGCAGUCUGGUCAUGAUCUUCAUGUCUCUCUACUCCCUCCUCUACAUGUCCAGCCUGCUGCCAGCCAAAAUCUUUGCCCUGCUGACUAUCAACAAGGCUAGCUGGGGCACAUCAGGACGGAGGAAGAUUGUGGUGAACUUCAUUGGGGCGGUGCCUGUCACAGUGUGGGGGGUUGUGCUGCUGGGUGGGGUUGCCUACACCAUCUACUGUGAGACCCAGGAGCCCUUCAGUGAGACAGAGAAAGCCCUGCUCAUCGCUGGGGCCAUCCUGUACGCCUGCUACUGGGUCAUCCUGCUGGUUCUUUACCUGGCUAUAGUAGCCAAACGCUGCAACAAGAGGGAGGAGCAAUACCACCUGCCGUAUGCAGAGGCAUAAGACAUUAAUCAAUUAUCAGUGUUUCAAUGGUGCUGCUGGAACAGCUGAGACAGUUUUAGGCCCCACCCCUCUCAUGCCAUUCUGUCUCCAUGGUGCUAAACCUCUGGUUCUAAGGGACAUAUGUGGUAUGAAUGUGUUGUAGAGUGCUCUACCAGUGGUCAUGAGUUACAAGGGCAUGGUGCUUUCCAUAGAUAUAAAGCACAUUAUCAUACAACCCGUUUACAAGAGAUUGUAAGAGCUAUGACACAGGCCUGGGGGUUUGGGCUUAUCAAAACAAGUAUAUGUGUCAGUAUGAAGCAGUGUUGAUAUGUCUCCAGCCUGAGUUGAAUGACUGAACAUAGAGACAGUAAGACACAUGUACAGAGGGCCCUCUUUGCCUCAAUCAGGUGACACAAUGAUCUACAGUUGUAUUUAUUUAAUACAGUAAUUUAAAGACAAUCCAACAUUUAUACAUAACCCAUAAAUACAUUUUUGGUGCUGUUGAACAGUGCCCAAGAUAAAAGUUUAGCUCAUAUGGUAAUAGUCCAAUCUUCCAAUGCCUGCAAGGAUAUUUAAAUCCAAUUAAAUGAGUCAAUUAAUUUUGUGUGGGCAUUUUAUUGUAUGAGUGCCACAUUGUAUACACAUUACAUAGAGUAUCAAUGCUCAGUACAGGAUAUAAUUUACCAAUUUACCAUUCAUUCCAUCAUGUAAACUGCUAUGACCAAAGACCACUUGUUUUUUGACCGCAUGCCUGACCAUUAGUAUAAUGCAAGUACUAACUCCACAUUGCUGUUAUUAGUUGUUUAAUUCAGAAUAAGAAAAUAGAAAACCAUGAUCCCCUUUUAACAAGGCCAUUGGUAUUAGUGUAGGUGCCAUGUCUAAGUUGACAUGUUUUUGUUGUUGGAGAAUGGAGAUACUGUAUGUUUUUGUUGUUGGAGAAUGGAGAUACUGUAUGUUUUUGUUGUUGGAGAAUGGAGAUACUGUAUGUUUUUGUUGUUGGAGAAUGGAGAUACUGUAUGUUUUUGUUGUUGGAGAAUGGAGAUACUGUAUGUUUUUGUUGUUGGAGAAUGGAGAUACUGUCGUGGAAAUUUUCACUCUUGUGCUUUUUAAGUUGUGUCAAUAUUAUUUUAUUCAGUGAGAAUUGCAUAACUUGAAAGUGCAAACAAGACACAAGAAACAACACUUGUUUACAGGGUUGCUCAGCCUCUGGCGCAGUAGGUCAAUUUGACGGUACAGUAUAUUUCCAUGACCACACAGUCUGAGUAGAUAUUAAAGUACAAACUUGGUAGAUCGGCCAUCUAUAUGCAUUUGCAGUGUUGUCUUGGCUGUAAAUCAGAGUUUGCUGUUGUUGGGGCUCAAAACUGCAACCUCAACAUUAGCCACAGGAAUGUUUCCCUCUACUUUCAAGGGUGUAUGUAAUGUGACUGUGUAAUAAGACUCACAGUAGUAUAGAUAUUGGGAUUACAUGAAGAAAUUAGAGGCAUAAAUAAAAUAGAGAGAGAGAGGACUGUUAUUGAUGUUGUAUGGUGUGUAGAUAUCAUAUACAAUAUUUGUUAUAGUAGCGUAUCUAUCAGGCUGAACAGCUCUCAGUCUACAAUAUUGUCUUUCAUGCCGUUUUUGAUUUCCUCAAUACUUCCUGCCUCUGAUGUACACUCAGACCCUUGAGCUGUGACAGUUUCCGACCACUCACGUUUGACAAUAAAUCAAUGGGUCUCAUAACGCUGAGUGACAGUAGAUGUCCACCCAUAUUUUGUAGGCAUAUCUUACAUGGAAAAACACUCUUAUAAUAGAACUUGUUUGAAUAUAAUUAUAGAACUAUUCAAUAAGUCUUAACGUGACUUAAAAUCGACACCAGAAUGUUCUAGGCAUUCUCUCAAUGCCGCAGAACGACUGUUGAGCCUAACCAAAAAGCCAUGGCAGCUCAGCUCAUACAUCAUUCAAUGUUUACAAAAGGCAAUGUUUCAAAGAAUAUUGCAAAGUAAUAUAUUUUCUGUAUUGAACAUUUACAAAGAUAUUUUGAAGAUGCAUUAAGAAUGAUGGCGUGAAGAACAGGCUUAUAUUUAAAAGGAAUUAUGGAGUUCUGACAUUUCAUGAAACAGCUGUUUACAUCAUGUUUAUAGUAUGAUGUAGCUAGCACAUCAUGGUCAGUGAAUUCAGUGUGGUUUGGUCUCUAGAGCUCAACAUUGCUACACUGGUAUUUGUGAAGUUACAUGGAUGAGAGAUAAGACUUAUUUUAUAUUACCAUUUAGGGAUGAUAUGUAGAUUUAGAACAGGUAGGUAUAAAUGUCAUGUAGAAGUAAUUAACCAACAGAUAACAUUUCUAACAGUAGCACGGUAAAAAAAAAACAUUUAAAAAACCUCUCAGAAUCAAGCAACAGCAUAUGGCUAUUGAUACACAACAUAACACAUAUAGUUUUAUUGGUAUAGAAUAGCUGAAAAUAAAGUAUUGUAACCACCCAUGUAUUUCAGUAUGAACAUAUUUAAAUACAGUAUAAAAUACAUGUUUUUGGAAAAAGGUUUUGUAUUUACAUUUCAAUCAGAACAUUUAUU
Molecule: messenger RNA, 4531 nt
Organism: Oncorhynchus gorbuscha (pink salmon)
Lineage: Eukaryota; Metazoa; Chordata; Actinopteri; Salmoniformes; Salmonidae
Gene: has3
Product: hyaluronan synthase 3
Exons: 5
Coding region: 317-2002 (561 amino acids)
Biological process (GO): hyaluronan biosynthetic process; extracellular matrix assembly
Molecular function (GO): hyaluronan synthase activity
Source: RefSeq, a predicted model, not a curated record